UUCGGUUAAUGGUUCAGUUAAUUAAUAGAAAAAAGCGGUUUUCCGGUUCAAAACCGGUUCACGUCCCUGAUCUGUAUACUGUUUCUUAUGUUAAACGAUUUUUUUAGGCUUUGAAAGUAGCAUUGUAAAAACGUUGAAACAGAAGGGUAACAAACAUACAUUUUCGUUUAAUUUAUUAUUUUGUUGAGCCCUUUGCAUAUAAAGACUGUUCUAUGUACAUUUAUUUGGAUAGCUGACGUUCAACUGAAAUUUAUUGCAUUUAAGAGGAGCGCUGCGGCAGAAUUUCCUUUAUUUCUUUAAAUCAUUGCAUCAAAUAUAUAUUUUUUUUUGUUAUUUCUAUUAUGUUUUUAACAAUUCCGAAUUGCAUUUGUUUAUGAUAAAUAAGUAUUUAGUUUACACAAGUUACAAUUUUGCAUUUGAAAAGAAAAUUGUAUUUUUAAAAGUGAAAGUAAAAGCAGUGACUGGAAUACACACUUGUGUCUUCAAAUCAUGGUACAAUAAUUAUUGUACCAUGUCUUCAAAUAAUAUUUAUUCACGCUCUCGGCUUUCUGGCGUUGGAAAACUUUAUACAGUUCAGAAUUUGUAAAUUCCUGAGCAUAUUUUACUGCCAUGAUAAAUCAAGCAGCACGAGAGAGCACAACCGAGGAGGGGUGGAAAAAAAGAAGAGCGCUAGCCAAGAGAGAUUGCAAGGACUACAAGCUCAAACGCUAACAUCACCACAUUUACCAUCCCCUGCAAUUCUCGCUUCUCCGUACUUCACAAUAGCAAAGUGCUUUUACUCAUACAUUUAACCUUUCGAGAGAAAAUACGAAGAAGACCAAAGUCUUAAAACUUUGCAGAUUUUAUGUCAGCGCAAUUCGCGCACAUAAGCUUCGCGUUUGUUUCGUUGCGUUCAGAAAGAGCAAGUCCUUUGUGGCAAAUGGCUGUGUUCUAUGUUUUGUUCAUGCAUAAAUCUAGAAGCAAAUAGUCAGCAAGCGCAAAAAAUCAAGUUUUUUUGUUUGUAAAUUUAGAAUUACGCUUUAAAUGCAAUACAGUGGCAAAUACAAAUGUAUUCGUUUUUCAUUGUGUUUUAUGCUAAUCGAAAUUAUGUAAAAAAAUAGAAAUAAAUGUUUAAAUAAAAAGUAUAUAAUAAAAUAUAAGUUAUUUGUUAGUGGGUAAAAUCAAAGGUGUUUACUUGCGAUUAUUAAAUGGCAAAUUGGGUGUGUUGUGAAUGUGGCAAAGACGUAAUAUGUAUGUACAUACAACGCCAGUGUUGAAACUUUAUUAGAACAUAUUGGCGUGCAAUUUUGUGUAACUUUUCUUUUAUGUAAAUAAACUGCAGGGAAAAAGUGCAAUCACAUAUCUAUGUACAUAUUUUGAAAAAGUGAUUAAACAAAAUCGUGAAAGCCUGCAUAUUAAAGGUGAUAUUUAAAGCCAUAGAAACGUUAAGCUCAUCUGCGCCAAUCUACAAGGCAGUUUACAUCAAACUCUUUUACCAAAAAUCUAAAGUAAAAAUAUUUAAAUCCAGAAAACUACCCACCCAAAAUUUUUGUAUUAACCAAAUAUAAAAAAAAACGUAAAAAUUACAAUAAAGCCUAAAACGGUAGAAAUAUUAUAGUUACCUUUAGCUGUGUCACAUAAUAUCCCCAAUUUUUACCAGCAGUAGUACUUUUUACUCUCGCUACAUACAAAAUUUACAAAUUGACAUACAUACAUAUGUAGUAGAACAUCAGUCCUUCGAAUUUGGCCGCCCCACAAUUGACAGUUGCACUUCACCCUUCUUUUACCACCAACAUAAUUCGUGUCUACUUGCUCGUAGUACCAAUUUACAAAACCAGCGACAUUGGAGCUGAGCUGAGUCUACAAAAUACGUUCUACUUGACUGCCCGACUGCACGUUUGUCGGCAAUUUCCGCAAAUUUUGUCAAAACCUGUCAAUUUUGCUUAAUAUUCUGCCAACCUGAGUGCGAAGGGGAAAAAGAACAUUUCACCAAUGUUAUGUUGUGGAUUUUGUUGCGGCAAUAUGUCGAAACGAGACUACAAGGUGGCCACAACGGAUGGCAUCGAACUGGAGCCAUUGGGUGGCGAAAAAAUCGACAAGGACAAGGAAAAAGAUAAAGAAAAGCAAACAAAUGGGGUAACUUUCGGUGGCGAAUCUAGCGGUCGACAGACGCGUCAAGGGGUCGCUGUUUGCUCACAAAGACGCGCGCUACUGGUUGCUGGUAUCGUUUUGGGUUCGCUGCUGCUAACAGCAUUAAUAAUCGCCUAUGCUGGACCACAAAAUGACUGUUCGUGCGCCGGUAAAUUGGCACCUGGAUUCGAAACGGAUGAAGAGAACGACACACAACCCUUCAAUCCGAUUGCGACGAAUGGAGAGCCCUAUCCCUGGCUGGAAAUGGCACUGCCGACAAACGCGCGUCCAUUGCGUUACAUGGUGACAAUACAUCCGAAUCUGACGACGUUGGACGUCAAAGGUCAAGUGACAAUUGAUCUUUUCGUGGAGAAGGAAACAAAUUUCAUAGUGCUGCACAUACAGGACUUGAACGUAACCGAUAGGGCAAUUGUGACGUCUGGGAAUAAAGGUUACGCUAUUAAAAUCGUCAAAGUGUUGGAGUAUCCACCGCGACAGCAAUUUUACAUCGAAGUCAAGGAAAAACUGAAGAAGAAAUCCAAUUACACGCUCAACCUGCGUUGGUAUUCGAAAUUGAAUCCGGAGCCAGAAGGCUUUUAUGUGGAUCAGUAUGAAAGCUCGAAUGGUCUUGAGCGCUUACUAGCAGCUACAGUAUUUCGACCGAAUGGUGCGCGCCGCGCCUUCCCCUGCUUCGAUGAGCCGCAAAUACGCGCGCCAUUUCGCAUUUCCGUUUUCCGUGAUCGCUUCCACAUUGGUCUUUCCAAUUCAAUUGUGCACACCACAGAGGAUGUGGGCUUCUACAUGGGCACAGGUUUGCUACGUGACGAUUUUAUUGAAACGCCACCGCUUCCUGCCGAUGCAGUCGCUUGGGUGGUGAGCGACUUCCAGCGUGAAUCAUUGCAACCUUCACCAGCUUACUUGCCCACCACACCAGCGCCGCCUGGUAGUGGCUCGAAAAAGUCCGCGCAACUCAACAACUACACCCAGUUGAAGGAGAAGAAACCACCUGUACGCAAUAUCACCGCGCUCACCCAUUCGUUGAAUAUCAAUCUGUUGAAAAAUGCCACCACAACGACAAUUGCGCCCACUGCCGAUACGAAUGGCAAGAACUUAACAUCUCUAAGCCAGUCGACGGGUUCGCUUAUAAAGCGCGCGCCCUCUUAUACCUUCUACGCGCCACGUGAUCUACUGGCACGCUCAUCUUUUAUACUUCAUACCGCACGUGACGUAUUGGAACAUCUACAGACUUGGCUGGACAUAUUAUACCCGCUAACGAAGGUAGACUUCGUGGCGUUGCCCUCACUGGAUCGCAACAUUAUCUCAUCGUUGGGUUUGGUAACGCUGAAGACCGCCUUUCUUACCGAUCCAGAUUCCAUUACAACGGAGGAGUAUCAGAAGAGCGCGUUGCAAGUAGCCGAGGCCAUGGUGCGUCAGUUCUUUGGUGGUAUAACAUCGAGGAAGGUUUUGAAGGAUGUCUGGUUGUGGGAGGGCCUUAUAAAAUAUCUUGGCAUACAUUCACUUUCGCCACAGCAAACCAACUGGCCAUUGAAGGAAAUGUAUUUGCUGAAGAUGGCCACUGCUGCUUUGGACAUUGAUGCCAUACAGGGCUGGGAUAGUAUUAUGAAUGGCACAAAGCAUGAUGGGAAUAAUGAAGAGUUUUUCAUACAAAAGACCGCUGCCAUAUUUUCAAUGUUACACACCGCCAUUGGAGAGGACCGUUUUCGCGGUUGCCUUGGUGCUUUUCUCAAAAUCAACCGUUUUAAAACUGCCGAACCCACAGAUCUUUGGACAAUUUGCACAAAGAAAGCGAAUGGUUCUAAAAAUAUCAAAGAAAUGAUGACUUUAUGGACACAUCAACCGGGCUUCCCAUUACUAACUGUUACCAAACUAGGCAACAGUGUAUCCAUAUCACAAAGACCCUUCAAACCGGCUGAAUUUCUUGCCAUACACGAUGAGACUUAUGACGGCAAUAACUACAACAAAACAGUAGUGAAUGUCACAGAAACACCGAGCACGGUGCCACCAACAACAGCUAGUAAAAGCAAGAAACCCACGCAGAUGAAAUGGAUAUUCCCAAUAACUUACACAACUGACAUCAAUAAUGUCAGUGAGACGCUAUGGUUGCAAAAUAUUGAUGUCACUUUCAAUGUACCGGAGAAUGUCAAAUGGAUCAAGGUUAAUGCAAUGCAGCCCGGAUACUACCGUGUCUUGUAUAACGAUGACAAUUGGGCUAAUUUAAUUGAGGAGCUUUCAAACAACCUCGACAAAUUUUCUAGUGAGGACCGCAUUGGUUUACUGUCAGAUUCCUUUACUCUCUGCCAUGCGAAUUUAUUGCCUUGUGAGAUCACUAUGAAUAUGAUACAAUAUUUGCCGAGUGAAACGAAUUGGGGUCCAAUGACAGUGGCGCUGCGUCAUUUGGAAAAAUGGCGUCGUAUUUUGAAAUAUUCAGAAUGCUUCUUGAUGUUAUCAGAAUUUAUUAAAAUGAAAUUGGCAACCGUAAUUGAGAAAAUCGGUUGGAAUGAUGAAGGCAACGAGGCUAAAAGGCUUAUGAGGCCGGAAGUACUUUUAAGCUCAGUGCUGUGGGAGGACAUCGAUAGUAUUACAAAAGCAAAAAAUAUGUUAAACCAAUUUCUUUUCUACAAUGGUUCCGCAAUUCCGCCUAAUUUGAGAGAGGUCGUCUACACUGGAUCCAUACUGUCUGGUGAGUACAUUUACUGGCAACACUGUUGGGAACGUUUCAUCACACUUCAGCGCACAUCGGAGAGUUUUGUCGAGCGUAUGCAACUUUUGCGAGCGCUCGGUCGUACCAAAGACGCUUGGCUACAAAAUCGUCUGCUCUCGCAUGUCACAAUGCUGCCAACUGUCGAAGUAGUGCAGGUAUUGCAGGCAAUUGCCGGUACACCGACAGGCGGAGCAAUGGCGUGCCGUUUUCUGCAGGCCAAGUGGUUCGAGUUGGAAAUGCGACUGGGCCACGGGACGAUAAGUUUUGCCAAGGUGAUAUCAGCGAUAACACAAUAUGGUGCGACGAAAUUUGAUUACGAUGAGCUUAAAUCGUUAGUGCAUCGCUUUGGGCGCGGUCACGGCUUGGAAGUAUUAAAUAUGACACUCAGCAGUGUUGCUUCCAAUGUGGAAUGGGUGGCGCGCUCUCAAACAUCACUGUACAAGUGGGUGGAAAGUAAUUUGCAUUCGCAUUGAUUCAGCAGCACAACAGCAACAGCAACAGCAGCAACAACAAUAAAAAAUUAAGGUCUAUGGUUUAUGAUUUUAAAUUUUUUUUUUUAGAAUUUCGCAUCAAAGAAACCUACAUUCAAAAUCAUUGUAAAAGACAUACUCAGCUAAUAUGCAUUCAAACGUUUUCAUAUGUACAUACAUGCAUAUGUACAUAGAUAUUUUGGACGCAUACAAACAUACUAUUUAUAGAUAGUUAUAUGUACAUACAUAUAUACAUGCAUACAUACAUACAUACACAUCUAUCAUGUGACAUGAAUAUCAACCAGUCGUACACUCAUGUAUUUCCUCAUUUGUAAUUAUGUUCCUUAUAUACUAUACAACUUUUACAUACAAUAAUCAUACAAACUAACAUACAUACAGUUCAUAAAAAUAAAAGUUUUACAUAAGAACGAAAGAAAAGGUGGAUGAGAAAAAUGGAUUAGGCAGUCUUCUAGGAUUAGUUUUAGAUUAGGUAAAAGGUACUGGGACAUAAGUUAAUCAUAUCAUCUAAAGGAUAUACAUAGUAGCUAAAUUGAGUUAAGUGUCUAUAGAAGAGAGGGAAUAUCAUAACACUUUAGUAAAGUUCUAGUAUUUAUUUGGUUUGCGUUAUGUUAAACUACUAUUUUAUACUUUUGAUUGAAAAAGAAAAACGCAAGAAGCAUUUCUCCUUAAAUAUGUAUGUAUGCUUAUCUAAGCACAUAAAUUUUGUGUUCAAUACAAAACAUGCCAAUAUUUGUAAUUACAUAUGUACAUACAUAUGUACACAAGUAUAUGAAAAUAUGUAUUUAAAAUAGUUUUAUUAGUAAGAAAUUUAUAUUUACAAGUUGUUUUCUCUUACUUUAAUAUAGAAAAACAUGCGUAUGUAUGUGAGCCAUUAGUAUUCACUUGGGAAGUAUUUAGUAAAUCUAGCAUUUUUUAACAUAUAAUCAGUUGACUAAAAGAAGUCAUUAAAAAAUUAACAAAUAAAAAGAUCUCACUCUAUUUGGAUUAAAGCUACAUUAUUUAUUUAAGUACUAGAAACGCAAAAAUGUUCUAGGGAUCGAGUGAUAGUAUGCAUCUCUAACCACAAGACCAUAAUGAUUGAUGAGAUCCCAAAAGGAAUGGGAUAUACAUAUGUAUGUAUGUAAAUCUUUAAAAAUGUGAAAGAACAACUUAGGUCUAUCUUCCAGAGACAAACAAAAUAGCAUACAGUGACUCAAACAAAUGACCACGUGUUGAUAAUUUUAAAAUUCGUAAGGUUUUUCGAGCUAAUUUAUUUUAUUUUUUUCUAUAAAUAUCGUCCAAGCUUUACCCAAUAACAUAUGAAUCACAGUUUCGAACUUUAUACAAAAUUAAGGAAAAUGCAACAAAUUUUCUUCAAAAUUUCAACUUUUUAAUCUGGAUCUUUAGAACAUUUUUGAGUAUGCAGUUUUAAAGCCCAUACAAUUCCAAUCUAAUGAAGUACAAGUUUCAACCGGCUAAAAAAUCGAUUUGCAUUUUAUUUCAUAAGAAAUUCAAAAAC
Rhagoletis pomonella (apple maggot) is the source of this 6820-nucleotide messenger RNA. RefSeq names its product endoplasmic reticulum aminopeptidase 2. The transcript is spliced from 15 exons. The record is from RefSeq and is a predicted model, not a curated record. The coding region runs from base 1972 to 5304 and encodes 1110 amino acids. Gene Ontology annotation, biological process: peptide catabolic process; proteolysis. Gene Ontology annotation, cellular component: cytoplasm. Lineage: Eukaryota; Metazoa; Arthropoda; Insecta; Diptera; Tephritidae. Gene Ontology annotation, molecular function: peptide binding; zinc ion binding; metalloaminopeptidase activity.